Messenger RNA from Aaosphaeria arxii CBS 175.79, 4667 nucleotides. Its product is annotated as DEAD helicases superfamily protein-like protein. Gene Ontology annotation, biological process: mRNA splicing, via spliceosome. The transcript is spliced from 3 exons. Gene Ontology annotation, cellular component: catalytic step 2 spliceosome. The coding region runs from base 92 to 4429 and encodes 1445 amino acids. Gene Ontology annotation, molecular function: helicase activity; mRNA binding. Lineage: Eukaryota; Fungi; Ascomycota; Dothideomycetes; Pleosporales. The record is from RefSeq and is a predicted model, not a curated record.
CACCGGGCGAACGAUGAGCGCGUCUGUUGUCCGUUGCGCCUCCGAAUCCCUACCGAAGAGUUCAUACUAGACACAAAGGAGACGCGAAACCAUGGAAGAUAUCGAGCAAAGCGCCCCUGUUGGCGCGCAGGACGGCGCGUCUACCGGAUCUGCGAGGCUUCAUGCCCGGCCAACGGUCACUGAUCUGAACGGGGAGAACCACUUUGCGCAGGUCGCGAAGAAGAAUUGGCUAGGCAGCUCGUCGAAGGCGCCUAGGGUCAGACCUGAAGUGGUCAAGAAAGAGUUAUGGGACGAGUUGGAACAGAUCGACUUUACGUACGCUUCGUUACUUGCAUUGGAGAAUCUGCAGCUGUUGGAGAAGUAUCUUUGGCCUGGGUUCACGGAGGACGCGUCGAAUUAUCAUCACCUACUUCUGGCCCUUAUGAUCAAUGUCAAGAGGAGGGAAAACUUGACUUCAUGGGAUCACUUCUCUUCAAAGCCAGCCGAGUUCUCUGCCUUCUUCCGUCGCAUCCUAUCUAUGACCGUCGAUUCGUCUCAGCCUACAAAGAUCCGAACCCAACUUCUAUCCUUCGUCAUCGGCGCAUUCCAAUCCUUGGACAGUGGUCUUGUGCGCAAAGAAUGCGCCCCGCUGGUGUCAAUCUCAAUAUGGCAGAACCUGCACGCGGACGCAGCACGAGAACAACUAUUUGAGAAGAGUCCGAUGCUCAAGAAGGCAUGGCGAGCAGCAUCUAAGCGUUUCGAUGCAGGCGACGAGGCUUUACAAGGCAGGCUCCGGUUUGAGCGAUCAUGGUUAUACACUCUCAUCCUGGAUUUCCUGGACCGCCUUUACAAUAGCACUACGAAGGACGAAAUCAAGGAUAAUCUGGCCUAUUCAGAGCGAUUCAUCGAGCUUUUGACGGACUUGCAGAGCCAACUGCCCACAAGGAGAUACGUUAACUCGUUGAUCAAGGACCUGAACUUGCUAUCGGCUAUUCGAUUGUCGCCCAUAUAUACCGACGAGGAUCAUGGGCUAUUCAGGGAUCUAUUCCACCUUUUCAGCCACUUCACAUACUUCCCGAUCGAGGACCAGACUGGACGACAACUCACAAAACUGGAGUACGACCAGGAACACUACGAUUCAUUGACAAAAUUGCAACGAGUUGGGUUCGCAACAUUUGAGGAAAAGCUACAGCUUCUGGUAUUGGCAAACUUCGGCAGUAUUGGCAACAGGGAGGAGCUGAGUGGACAUCUGCAGACGCUCGACGAUGAUGAGCUCAUCCAGCUAUGCACGUUGAUGGGCUUGCGAACAGAGUACCCUUCAUCUACCUUCUUAGUUCGCGACCGCGCUUUCUACUUGGAGGCUCUAAUUUCUGUCGUCGAACAGCGACCCACGUUCAAGGACAUUGUCCGAGAGAUGCGCGUGCUGCCAACAGAACGGAUCCUAUACGAGUCGACUUUCCUACGGAACGAGUCUUACAACGGCACAAGCCCGCUCGCGAUACCCAAACUCAACCUACAGUAUCUCACGAUGGGCGAUUUCCUUUGGAGGUCGUUCAUUCUGUACCGCUGUGAGACAUUCUAUGGCAUUCGCAAAGAUAUGGAGGAUGUGGUCAAACGGGUUCAACCGCGCGGGAUCGGAGCAAGCACCAAGUUCAACGGCUUCUCAAGGAUGUCUAUUCCCAUCUCCAAGCCCGCCAUUAUAGAUGUAGGCAUGGAGCUCGUUGGUGAAGAUCACCCAUCUCGUGUUCGCGCAGAGGUCAUUCUGGAUGUGAGCCGUCUUCAAUUUCCGGUUCGACGGGAAUGGGAAUCACUUAGGCCCGAUGACGUUGUCUUCCUCCUUGUUGUGGAAGGUUCGGACGACACGUCGAUGCGGAAUGGUCAUAGUCAUAAGAAUUCUGGAGAGGAGCUAGGCCUGCGGACGUUGCGAUGUGCUGAGGUCGUUCAAGUGCUGGACGACAACGGCAAACCUCUCCGCGAGCAGAGCCACCAAGACGGAAACCGCUCUCGAGCACGGCAACGCAGACUCAUACUCAACAUCGACGCCAAGCAAUACAAGGAGGACAUGGAUCGCGUAGCGCAAGGAAGACCAAAUGUUUACGAGAACAUCAACCUGAUUGUUCGCCGACGUGGGCGGGAGAAUAACUUCCGGCCCAUCCUCGAAUCCAUCAAGCGCCUUACGCUCUCGGACAUCCCAGCACCAUCAUGGCUCCAGGAAGUUUUCCUAGGCUAUGGCGAUCCCUCGUCUGCAAACUAUACCCGACUCCCUAACCGACUGCAAUCAAUAGACUUCCGCGAUACCUUUUUGGACUGGCAGCACCUAAUCGAGUCAUGGCCAGGCAAAUCUAUCGAACCGCAUGAAGAAGCUCAAUCAUCUUUUGGGCCUCCAUACAUAGUCGAGUUCCCCGCAGCUGAACCAGAGGCCCCUCCUGCAAGACCAUCGAAGAAGCGGCGUCGUGAUCAGGUCGAGGUUGCACAACCUGUGCAUGAAUCUCUGCAUGUGUCGACAUACAAACCCCCCAACACAGGCCCUUACCCUGCAGAUGCUCCUAAGCUAAAUAGUGUGCGGUUUACCCCUGCUCAAGUUGAAGCGAUCAGUUCUGGGACGCAGCCUGGUCUGACGGUGGUAGUCGGCCCACCGGGUACCGGAAAGACGGACGUUGCGACCCAAAUUAUAUCUAAUAUAUACCACAACUUUCCGGAACAGCGGACAUUGCUCAUUGCGCACAGCAACCAGGCGCUCAACCAGCUCUUCCAGAAGAUCGUCGCCCUCGAUAUUGACGAGCGACAUCUCCUGCGUUUGGGUCAUGGAGAAGAGGAGCUGGAGACUGAAGCAAGCUAUAGUAAACAUGGCCGUGUAGAGUCCUUCCUCGAAAGGGGAUCUUACUAUUUGUCCGAAGUAGACCGUCUGGCAAAGAGUCUUGGUGCUCCAGGUGCUCAUGGACAGUCAUGCGAAACAGCGGGUUAUUUCAAUCUUGUCUAUGUUAAACCACGAUGGACAAGAUACUGGGACGAUGCCCAGUCCGAAGAGUCUACCAAGGAACAAAUCGUCCAGGAGUUCCCAUUCCAAGAUUACUUCUCUACGGCGCCUCAGCCUUUGUUUCCCCCAGAUGCGUCACAGGAAGAAGUGUUGGACAUUGCCCACGGCUGCUAUCACCAUGUUGAGAAAAUCUUCACUGAACUCGAGGACAUUCGUCCAUUCGAGAUCCUGCGAAACCCGCGGGAUAAGGCUAACUACCUGUUGAUCAAGGAGGCUCGCAUCAUUGCAAUGACAUCGACACACGCUGCUAUGCGACGACAGGAGAUCGCAUCGUUAGGUUUCCACUAUGACAAUGUUGUCAUGGAGGAAGCUGCGCAGAUCACAGAGAUUGAGAACUUCAUCCCUCUUGCGCUGCAGAACCCACAAAAUGGCGAAUUGCCCUUGCAGCGCAUUGUCCUAUGUGGUGAUCACCUCCAGAACUCGCCCAUCAUCCAGAAUCUGGCCUUCAGACAGUAUGCUAACCUUGAGCAAUCGCUCUUCUUGCGUCUUGUCCGCCUUGGUGUGCCAACCAUCAUGCUCGACCAACAGGGUCGUGCCCGCCCUUCCAUUGCAGAGCUGUACAAGUGGCGCUACCCGAAACUCGGCAACCUGCCAUCUACAAAGACGAACCCCGAAUACACGAUCGCAAACGCUGGUUUCAGGUAUGACUACCAGUUCAUCAACGUGCCCGACUACAAAGGUAAAGGCGAGAUGGAGCCAACGCCCCACUUCAUCCAGAACUUGGGCGAGGCAGAGUACGCAGUUGCACUGUUCAUGUACAUGCGACUACUCGGCUACCCAGCCAGCAAGAUCAGUAUCCUGACCACGUACGCGGGACAAAGAGCGCUCAUCAAGGAUGUACUCGACCACCGAUGCAAGGGAAACAGGAUGUUCGGGCUGCCACGCAUAGUCGCAACGGUCGACAAGUACCAGGGCGAACAAAACGACUACAUAAUCCUCUCCCUCGUUCGCACCCGCAGCAUAGGCUACCUCCGCGACAUCCGCCGCCUGACCGUCGCGCUGUCCCGCGCCCGCCUGGGCCUGUACAUCCUAGGCCGCCGCGACGUCUUCGAGUCGUGCUUCGAGCUCAAGCCCGCCUUCGACGUCCUCCUCUCCAAGCCCGACUCCCUCACCCUCGUCAUGGACGAGAUGUUCGGCGAGACGUCCCGCACUGUCGACCAGCAGGUCCCUGAGGGCGGCGAGGCCGUCAUGCAGGGUGUCGAGCACUUGGGCAAGUACGUGUUCGAGAUGACCAAGGCGAAGGUCGAGGCGAUGAAGGCUAAUGGUGGAGUCUUGCCGCCUUCUGCGGCGCAGGAGGAGUCGGUGAUGGAUGUCGAUGGCGAUGAGGAUGCGGAUCGUGAGGAUAAGGUCUUGGUGGAUGCCGGUGCUGGUGACGAUGACGAGGAUUUGGGACCUGAGGAAGACGGUGCGUAAACGGGACGAGUGAGCCACUGCAGUGGUUCCAACCUUUUAAAAGUAAUAGGAGAACCCCCUUCGGAGUGUGUCACUUGUUGGAUGGGGAUUGUAAGCAUAUUUGUCGCGUUGAACUCAUCUUGGGGACACGAAUGGUUUCAAUAUUUAGAGUGCAUAAUCGGGGUGUUCAAGACUUGUAUGUUUUAUUUUAACAAUUAUCUGUAAAAGAAAGAUACCAAAACCUUAUUUCAGAAAAGAG